Zonotrichia leucophrys gambelii is the source of this 5216-nucleotide messenger RNA. It is a transcript of the gene DENND2B, whose product is annotated as DENN domain containing 2B. The coding region runs from base 795 to 4364 and encodes 1189 amino acids. Lineage: Eukaryota; Metazoa; Chordata; Aves; Passeriformes; Passerellidae. The record is from RefSeq and is a predicted model, not a curated record. The transcript is spliced from 24 exons. Gene Ontology annotation, biological process: positive regulation of ERK1 and ERK2 cascade.
CCGCAAGCGCCGCUGCCCGAGAGGAGCCCAGAGCUCGGGGGGCUUGAAAUAAAACCGAGCGCUAUCGCCCCUCCGGGCUAGAGCGAGGGGCAAGGCUGUCAGUCGGGGGGGCUCGGUCCUCUCAUUUUCCUGUGCCCAUCGCAUCUCCCCGCGGACCAGCCGGCCCUGCCCAGCUGCUCCCCUCCCUCCCCCUGUCCGGGACCCGGGUUUGGGGCUGGGGGAGGCGGUGCCCACCCUUCCGCGGGGCCGGCGGGAGCGGUGGCUCGGCAGCCCGGGCCGGGCUGCGCUGCGCUGCGCUGGGGGAGCAGGUUUCUUUGUUGGCUGCCGGGUGACUGGUUCCCAUUAAUCUCCCGCACUGGUCGUGGCCGUCUCCACUUCCUGCCUUUGCAUACUUUUCUCUCCCUCGAUCUCAGUCCCUUCCCACCCCCCUCCCUCCCUCCCCCCUUUCUUUCCCUCUUCCCAGCUUCUCCAAAAAAGCUACAACCGCCCGGGCUGCGGGACGGGGGCUGCAGGCGGCCGGCGGAGGGAGCGCAUCCCUGCGCACCUCGAAACAUGAAAGAAUACAGGAAGUCCUGCAUGACCUUAUGAAUACCUGUGCUAAUUAAGUCACUGGCUUGGUACUGGGAGAACAGCAAGAUAAUAACACAGAGUUUUGUCUGGGAAAUACAAAUCUGAGAAUGGAGUGGAAAGGGAAAUGCUCCAAAUUUCAGGUAUUGCCCGCUUUCAAAUAAGGAAAGAGGGAAGAAUAACUUGAGAGAAGAUAAAUGAAAUAUCCACAUUUCUAGAAAGCAGAAAUGACCAUGACUGCCAACAAGAACAGCAGUGUCAACAGCAGAGCUGGAGGGAGUAAAGUGCCUCAGGACACUCUGGAUAGGUGCCAGUCAGCCAGUCCGCCGCCCCUGCUGUCCCCUCAAAGGAGCCCAGCCUACCCCCUCAGUGACAGCGAGGACUCCUCCCGCUCUGCUGGGCUCUCCAGAGUCUCCAGCUCCAGGCUGUGCCUCAAGGACUGGAACAGCCGCACGUCUGCGCUGCGCAGCGCCUCCACCAGCCCCUCGGACACCGACUUGCCGAGCCGCCCCCUCAAAGCCAUCAGCGUGGGUGCUCUGGAUAAAAGGCUCUCCGUGUUCAAGGCUGACCCAAAGGAGAGUCCAACUGAGGGCCAAGAUGGGGAAGCAGUAGGGAGCCAUCCGCUCACCCGGAGCACUCUGUCCUUGAGCACUGCCACCAAACUGAGGACCCUCUCUACCAGCAGGGUGUGCGUGCGCUCGCAGACGCUGGACAUCAGGCAGAAGAUCACAGAAUGGGAGUGCCGCCGGGAGCUGUCCCCCAGGGCCAGCGUGUGCAUGGACAAGAGGGAUGCUGGGGAGAGGUCGGGCAGUGAGAGCUGCCCCAGCGUGCUGACCUCUCCCUGCAGCGACAAGACAUUUGAUUUCAAAGGGUUCAGAAGAAUGAGCCGAACAUUUUCCGAAUGCUCUUACCCAGAAACAGAGGAGGAGGAACUGCUGGACAGGGAUUCCUGCCAUCGGUUUGAAAAGAGACUGGGCAGGAGUGAACCUCCUUCUGCCACUUUCCUUAAGAGCCAUGUGAGGAAAGAGUCCUCUGCUGUGCUCAAUAGAAUCCAGAAGAUCGAGCAGGCACUGAAGGAGCAGUCGGGCAGAGGCCUCCCCCAGUUACCGAGUAGCUGCUACAGUGUUGAUAAAGGGAGGAAAAAGUCUGUGACUCUGGCUGCUGUGGAGGGACUGAGCGAAACCCCGAGCGAUAGCAAAGGCGGGGGUGUUACUUUGGGGAGUGAACCAGAAAGCCCUCCUGAGGCUGAGAAAAGCAGUAAAACAAAACAGGGCGUUGCUGCGAGCUCAGCAGGCCCCAGAGCGCUCCUGGACAGCGCGCCCAACAGCGCCGUGAAUCCCGUCCCCAAGCCCAAACGCACCUUUGAGUACGAGGCUGACAAGUCCCACAAGAGCAAACCAAGCAAUGGCCUACCUCCAUCUCCCACAGCUGCUGCUCCUCCUCCCCUCCCGUCCACGCCCGCGCCCCCCGUCACCAGAAGGCAGAAGAAGGAGUCACGCUUUCACCGAAAGUCCCAGAACAGAAAAUCCUUUGAGUUUGAGGAUGCCUCAAGCCUGCACUCCCUGUACCCUCCCUCCCCGACUGAAAAUGGAACCGAGAGCCAGCAUAAGUUUGGAUCCAAGAGCACUUUAGAAGAAAAUGCCUAUGAAGACAUUGUAGGCGAGUCACCCAAGGAAAACCCGUACGAGGAUGUGGAGCUGAAAGGCCGUCACGGGGGGCGAAAGUCGCAUCAGCUGUCCGAGAACUCGCUAGACUCCCUGCACAGGAUGUGGACGCCGCAGAGCAGGAAAUACACGGCACCUCCGCAGCUGCCCUCGAAGGUCAGCAGCCACUCCAUGCGCGUGGGGAACUGGUCGGAGCGCAAGAGCCACCGCCUGCCGCGGCUGCCCAAGCGGCACAGCCACGAUGACAUGCUACUGCUGGCCCAGCUGGGCAUCCCCUCGUCGCCCUCCAGCCUCACCGAGGACAGCCUGAGCACCGCCAGCGAGCUGCUGUCCUCGCGCCGCGCCAGGAGGAUCCCAAAGCUUGUCCAAAGAAUCAAUUCCAUCUACAGUGCAAAAAGAGGGAAAAAACGACUGAAGAAACUUUCUAUGUCCAAUAUUGAGACAGCAUCCCUACGAGAUGAGAACAGCGAGAGUGAGAGUGACUCAGAUGACAGGUUUAAAGAGCUCCCAAAGUUCCAACACAGGAGCAUGAAGGUGGAAAGCAAGGACAAAAUGGGCUAUGAAGAUCUAACAAGGAUUUGGCAACUGUGUCACUUAAUGAAGAACAGAACCUUUGAUAGAUUGGUUUUGUCAGCCACUUCAGAGAUGCUGAUCUAUUCCAGACUGACUGCUGGGUGCAGGCUUAGAGGGAUGGGACUGGAUAAAGCUCACACCCAGCGCCUUAUGCACAUCCAGUCAAUGCUGAAGAGGGCUCCAAGCUAUCGAACCCUGGAGCUGGAGCUGAUUGAGUGGCAGGAGCGGGAGUUAUUUGAGUAUUUUGUGGUAGUGUCCCUGAAAAAGAAGCCCUCUAAAAACACUUACCUCCCAGAAGUGACAUACCAGUUUCCCAAGCUGGAGAGGCCCACCAAGCAGAUGCGGGAAGCGGAGGAGCGCCUCAAGGCCAUCCCACAGUUCUGCUUCCCUGAUGCCAAGGACUGGCUCCCUGUCUCUGAGUACAACAGUGAGACCUUCUCUUUCAUGCUGACUGGGGAGGACGGGAGCCGGCGCUUCGGCUACUGCAGGAGGCUCUUGCCCAAUGGAAAAGGCCCACGCCUACCCGAAGUUUACUGUGUCAUCAGCCGCCUGGGGUGCUUUGACUUAUUUUCUAAGAUCCUGGAUGAGGUUGAAAGGAGAAGGGGAAUAUCUGCUGCCCUGGUAUAUCCAUUUAUGAGAAGUCUGAUGGAAUCUCCUUUUCCUGCACCUGGAAAGACAAUCAAAGUCAAAACCUUCCUGCCUGGAGCUGGAAAUGAGGUCAUCGAGCUGCGGAGGCCCAUGGACUCGCGCCUGGAGCACGUGGACUUCGAGUGCCUGUUCCGGUGCCUGAGCGUGCGGCAGAUCAUCCGCAUCUUCGCCUCGCUGCUGCUCGAGCGCCGCGUCAUCUUCGUGGCCGACAAGCUCAGCACCCUGUCGAGCUGCUCCCACGCUGUAGUGGCCCUGCUGUACCCCUUCUCCUGGCAGCACACCUUCAUUCCUGUCCUGCCCUCGUCCAUGAUUGACAUCGUGUGCUGCCCUACCCCCUUCCUGGUGGGACUGCUCUCCAGCUCCCUGCCCAAACUCAAGGACCUGCCCGUAGAGGAGGCUUUGAUGGUUAACCUGGGAUCUGAUCGAUUCAUCAGACAGAUGGAUGAUGAAGACACACUAUUGCCUAGAAAAUUGCAAGCUGCUCUGGAGCAGGCUCUAGAGAGAAAGAAUGAACUGAUAAAUCAGGAUUCAGAUAGUGAUUCAGAUGAUGAAUGUAACACCCUGAAUGGAUUAGUGUCUGAGGUUUUUAUCCGAUUCUUUGUGGAGACAGUUGGCCAUUAUUCCCUGUUCCUAACCCAGAAUGAAAAAGGAGAGCGUGUCUUCCAAAGGGAGGCUUUCCGUAAAUCUGUGGCCUCCAAGAGUAUCCGCCGCUUCUUGGAAGUUUUCAUGGAAUCCCAAAUGUUCGCCGGUUUCAUCCAGGACAGGGAGCUGAGGAAAUGCAGGGCUAAAGGGCUCUUCGAGCAGAGGGUGGAACAGUAUUUGGAGGAGCUCCCGGACACGGAACAAAGCGGAGUAAACAAGUUCCUGCGAGGCCUCGGUAACAAAAUGAAGUUCCUUCACAAGAAGAACUAGCUCCUUCCUGCUGAAACACCAACCCAAAACCUAUUUAUGGCACCGUGUGAGACACCUGCAGCGCUGGAAUGCGGAGCGGGAGGAGAGCGGAGCAAGCUGAGGCAGCUCCAGGAGAAGAUCCAUGGAUGCUGUGUCAGGGUGCCACGUGGUGGCUCCUCCGUGGUUUUGGGCAGAGUUUGUACAUAAUGUGCUGUAAGCUUUUGUAACUGAUUUUGUAAUGAGCGAGAAAACUGUGGUAAAUAUUUGUAUAUUCCUGAGAAUACCAGGUGCUUGUUUUUUUUUCUUUAGUAUGAGUUGAGUUAUGCUUGGUGCAAAAACGAGUAGCUGAUUUAUGUGCAGCUGACUGUCUCAGCAGAACCACUGACUCCAAGGGGUGUUUGAUGCCUGAACACUGCGGGGUGAAUGAGCUCGGGUACGUGGGAGAGGUUGUACGCACGGGGCUGCUCUCGUGCGGCACAGGCGCUUGGCUGUCUGUCUGUCUGUUGCCUUCAAACUGAUUUUAAAGGAGAAAUAACAAAGUAACUUGGUAAUAAGGUACUUGGUUCACAUUGCAGAACCUCCACUUGGUUUGAACUCUGGUCAGUAAACUCCUUAUAAGCCACUGUGCACUAAGAUGCUAAGCCUGGGGAGAUCCCAGCUCUCUGACAUGCAAGCUGCAGCGAGUAGGUACAGUACAGCCUUUCCUAGUGUAUGUAUGUAUGGAUCCUAAUAAACUCUGUAAAUAGACCUGUUUGUUUAUAUUCAUUGCAAACCUGUGCACUUCCUCAUGUGGAGCAGGUACAAACACAGCAACUCACCUGUGAUUUCUAAAUGAAUUUGUAAUUAAAAUGUAAAGUGGAUAUUACAAACCUC